Schistocerca piceifrons (Central American locust) is the source of this 1781-nucleotide messenger RNA. RefSeq names its product transducin-like enhancer protein 4. The transcript is spliced from 10 exons. Bases 1 to 1773 code for a protein of 590 amino acids. Lineage: Eukaryota; Metazoa; Arthropoda; Insecta; Orthoptera; Acrididae. Gene Ontology annotation, molecular function: protein binding; transcription corepressor activity. The record is from RefSeq and is a predicted model, not a curated record. Gene Ontology annotation, biological process: negative regulation of canonical Wnt signaling pathway; regulation of DNA-templated transcription. Gene Ontology annotation, cellular component: transcription regulator complex; nucleus.
AUGGCAGAGGCGGCGCACCGCGGCAGCUGGGGGCCCUGUUCUGUUCUGUUCAGUCCUGUUCUCCCGUGGCCAGGCCGGCUAAUUGGCGCCAGCGGUUACACGUGUUGCGGCGCCCUGGCUCAACGAAACAUUCCGGCGUCUCGGCUGCCCACCCCACCCCACCCCACCCCACUCCUCAGAAACUCAAUCUCACCAGCAGAGCGGGAGAAAUACCGGCCACGUAGCUCACCUGAUCCUGAACACAAGAAAAUGAAAAAGGAGGAGAAAGACUGCCACGCAAGUGAUGGGGAGAAGAGUGAUCAGGACCUCGUAGUGGAUGAUGCAAGCGAGGAUCCUGUUUCACCACCAAAUGGCACUGCAUCCCCUCGAGAAAAUGGACUUGACAAGCUUGCACCAAAGAAGGAACACAUUGGACCACACAGCCCGAGGAGUGGAACGUCGUCAAACGCGAGCACUCCCUCGACGAAGAAACUGGACGGCGAGAAACCGACGACUCCGAUCUCCAAGUCCGUGACUCCGACUAGCGGUGGCAGUAGUGGGGGCGGCAGCGCCGCGGGGGCGGCCGGGGGUAGUGGGCUGAAGCCGGUGGUGAAGCCGCCCUCGCUGUACCCGCACUACCUCGCAGGGGCCGGGCCCCACGAGCUGCAGUCGUACGGUGCCGCUCUGCACAACAACUUGCCGCCUGCACUCAACAGUUACCCGAGGCCGCCUCUGGUCAGCUACGAGCCGCACCCGCAGAUGAGAGCACCCCUCGGGCCUGCCGGCCUCGGAGGCAUUCCGGGAGGAAAACCGGCUUACUCCUUCCAUGUCAGCUCAGAUGGCCAAAUGCAGCCCGUGCCAUUCCCUCCAGACGCACUCAUCGGUCCAGGCAUUCCGCGACAUGCUCGCCAGAUCAAUACGCUGGCACACGGAGAGGUUGUUUGUGCAGUCACUAUCAGCAACCCUACAAAGUAUGUUUACACCGGUGGUAAAGGUUGUGUGAAAGUGUGGGACAUCAGCCAGCCUGGCUCAAAGAGCCCUGUUUCGCAGCUGGACUGUUUGCAACGCGACAACUACAUCCGCUCUGUGAAGUUGCUGCCAGACGGCAGGACUCUGAUCGUCGGGGGAGAGGCGAGCAAUCUCAGCAUCUGGGACUUGGCGUCCCCUACACCGCGGAUAAAAGCCGAGCUGACUUCUAGUGCGCCAGCUUGCUACGCCCUUGCUAUCAGCCCAGAUUCGAAGGUGUGCUUCAGCUGCUGCUCAGAUGGCAACAUUGCUGUAUGGGACCUCCACAAUCAGACUCUGGUACGACAGUUCCAGGGUCAUACGGAUGGUGCCUCUUGUAUAGACAUUUCAGCAGAUGGCACUAAAUUGUGGACUGGUGGACUCGACAAUACAGUGCGGUCGUGGGACUUACGUGAAGGCAGACAGUUACAACAACAUGAUUUUACAUCCCAAAUAUUCUCACUUGGUUACUGCCCUACAGGUGAAUGGCUUGCUGUUGGAAUGGAGAACUCCAAUGUUGAGGUGCUACAUGCAGCUAAACCAGACAAAUACCAACUUCAUCUUCACGAAUCAUGUGUGCUUUCUCUGAGGUUCGCUGCAUGUGGGAAAUGGUUUGUGUCCACUGGCAAGGACAAUCUCCUCAAUGCAUGGCGAACUCCAUAUGGAGCAUCUAUUUUCCAGUCAAAGGAGUCGUCAUCCGUGCUGAGCUGCGAUAUUUCAGCUGAUGACAAGUAUAUUGUGACAGGCUCGGGUGACAAGAAAGCAACUGUGUAUGAAGUUAUCUACUGACCAAUUUA